AUGCUGUCUCACGCCGACCUCCUGGACGCCCGACUCGGGAUGAAGGACGCGGCUGAGCUGCUGGGGCACCGUGAGGGGGUGAAGUGCCGCCUUGGAGUCGGGGGGUCGGAGCCCGUACACCCGGGGGAUCUGGCCAGCAACUCUGACCAGGUGGAGGGCACCACUCUGCUGCCCGGAGAGGACAUCACCAGCGUGGGCUCCAACCAGUCCUCCCUGGCCGUCAGCUCCAAAGAUCCGGACAAGCAGCAGCAGAACCCCAACCAAUCGGGCCAGCAGCAGAGUCAGAGCCAGAGCCAGCAGAAACAGAAGAGGCAUCGAACCCGCUUCACCCCGGCUCAGCUCAACGAGCUGGAGAGGAGCUUCGCCAAGACCCACUACCCAGAUAUAUUCAUGAGGGAAGAGCUGGCACUGAGGAUCGGCCUGACAGAGUCCAGAGUGCAGGUCUGGUUCCAGAACAGGCGUGCUAAGUGGAAGAAGCGUAAGAAGACCACCAAUGUAUUCCGUGCCCCUGGAACUCUGCUGCCCACACCAGGAUUGCCCCAGUUCCCAUCAGCAGCAGCCGCUGCGGCAGCAGCAAUGGGCGACAGUCUAUGCUCCUUCCAUGCCAACGAUACCCGCUGGGCCACAGCUGGAAUGGGGGUCUCCCAGCUUCCCUUACCUCCCUCCCUUGGAAGGCAACAGGCGAUGGCUCAGUCUCUGUCCCAGUGUAGCCUGGCAGCCGGCCCUCCUCCCAGCUCCAGUUGGGUUUGUCCAACAUGGGCUCCAAUGGCACGGGGCUGCAGUCACACCUCUACCAAUCCGCCUUCCCCGGCAUGGUGCCCACCUCAUUGCAGGGUCCCGGCAACGUGUCGGGUUCCCCGCAGCUCUGCAGCUCUCCGGACAGCAGUGAUGUGUGGAGGGGAACCAGCAUUGCCUCCCUACGCCGCAAAGCACUUGAGCACACAGUCUCCAUGAGCUUUACUUAA
Messenger RNA from Staurois parvus, 965 nucleotides. The record is from the annotation of a GenBank genome assembly. NCBI's taxonomy places the organism in Eukaryota, Metazoa, Chordata, Amphibia, Anura, Ranidae.